Molecule: messenger RNA, 1290 nt
Organism: Mesorhabditis spiculigera
Lineage: Eukaryota; Metazoa; Nematoda; Chromadorea; Rhabditida; Rhabditidae
Source: the annotation of a GenBank genome assembly
AUGAUGAUGGACGGAAAUACGAAGCACCGCAUCUUGCUCGCCUACGAGACGCUGGACCGGACUGCGCGAGGCGCUGAAAGGAACAAACCAAUGAGCGCAAAGCCCGCAUCGAAAAAGACACGGCCGUCUUUACGACUGAUCGCUCACAUCGACCGACCGCGUAUUUUUGUGAAGAAGACUGACCAGCCUGCUGAACUCAUUGAGCUCGCCGAGCUGCACGACACGAUGACGCUGCACGGGGAUUCGGGCCCCGGACAUACUGAUCAGCUUUACGACCGAAUGGGCGUCGAGAUUAUUGUAGUUGCCGGCACGGCAUCGCCGGACCCGGCUUGCGACGUGCUCCAACAACGAUGCUACAUCAUCCCGGUCGGCCCGCUGAAGUCCGCGGAAUUGCCCCUUGUGGGAUCUCUUUACAACGAGUACCUGGUCACCCAAACCGACCAGGUCCGCCUGCGCUACAUCAUGCGACUGAGGUCCCAAGAUUACCACCUCCACGCCCUGCAUGUCGCCAUCCGGACCAAGCUGCAGCAGCCGCAAAUCCUCAACCUGUGCCACUGGAACAACGCAGACCUCGGCGUCACCGAGAAGGAGAUUGAGAAAUCGGCGACUUCUACAUCGCUCCACUUUUCAAGCUCACCUCCCAAGGAUAAAGAGCACAGCGCCGAGUUCAUCUGCAUAGAGCUGCGACGGCACUAUCGAGAACAGAGAUGGUUCUUCAUCAAAACCUGGGGCCACUACCAGGCGCAGAAGGAGCGCGAGUGCGUCUACGAGUUCGAGACACCGCAGGCGGCCAUUGAGCAUUUUCAUAGUAGUUUCCUACGACAAACCGGGAAUCAUUGGAGGGACCGGAAGAGUUUCGAGAAGAAAGAGGACAAGCUCGAAUAUGCGCCGCCGGAACAGGCCGUCGACGAAAACGACGAGGACUCGCACACCGAACUGAUCGAGGCUGACCAGCGCCUGUUCUACGGAAUUUUGCCCUACGUCAACAGCUGCCGAUACGACUAUGGGGUCAAUCCGCUGGACGCGUUGAGGAUGAAGGCCGGUCCGGAUAUCAAGCUACGGAUACUCGACCGCGCAAAAGACGAAUAUCGCCAGGUGAAGGCGUUCAUCGAGAAGAGCAUGCCGGAGGACAAAGCGAGGGUUAUGGAUGUGAUCGGCUUCGAAAAACGGGCCGAGACGGACCCCUACCAACGGCACGUGGCUAACAGGACAGUCUUGAUGCACGCCACCAGCUUCUCCCAUUUCGGCACCGUCCUGCUGUCCGGGCUGCGGUUUCCACAAUGGGGCAUU